Malus domestica (apple) is the source of this 4673-nucleotide messenger RNA. Its product is annotated as auxilin-like protein 1. The record is from RefSeq and is a predicted model, not a curated record. Lineage: Eukaryota; Viridiplantae; Streptophyta; Magnoliopsida; Rosales; Rosaceae. Gene Ontology annotation, molecular function: clathrin binding. Gene Ontology annotation, biological process: clathrin-dependent endocytosis; clathrin coat disassembly. Gene Ontology annotation, cellular component: vesicle; intracellular membrane-bounded organelle; cytoplasm.
UGUGUCCGAGUUCUGAGUCCUGAGACUCUGCACUCAGGAGCAGAGAGAGAAAAAAAGUUAGAGAGCGAGAGGGAGGAAAACGAAACGCCUCGAAACUCAAAACCCUAGAAACGCGAAUUUUUCUUCUCUCUCUCAUGGAUAAUUUAUCACAUUCUCGGCAUCCAAACAGGUCUUCUUCCGCGAAAAUGAUGAACAAUGGCGGCCUGUUAGCCAAGACGCUCUACGACGACGUUUACGGCGGUCCGCCGAAGUUCGGCCUCUCGUCCCUCUCGCCCCGCCUGGAGGACUACAGCGAGAUUUUUGGGAGCUUCCACGCGUCACGCGCCUCGUCGAUUCCGGUGCUGGAUGUUCCCGCCGUCGACGAAAACGAGGUCUUCUUCGAUGUGCGGAGCUCCGGCUUCGACUACAGCGAGGUCUUCGGCGGCUUUAACGGCCUGGAUUUCGCCGUCGCGUACGACGACCUGGCUGAUCAAUCCCACGGCGGCGGCGGUGGCGAUUCCUCCGACGAAGCCUGGACUCCUGCAGAAUCUGGUUCUCUGUCAGAAGGGUCGGAUGAUUGCGGAAAGAACCAAUGCUCAAAUGGAGAUCCUUACCAGUCAUUUGAUGGCAGUAAAGAUUUCAGCAUGGCAUAUCAUACAGCUCAUCAAACAAGCAGUAAAGAUUCUUUGAACGGGAUGGCAUAUGUAACUCAGGCACAUGUUGUUCCUGGAUACACAUAUGUGCUGGAUGAAAUCACUCCCUCCCAACAGACAGAACAUGAGAAUCCAAUCCUUCAAGCAGCUGAUGAUAGCAAAUUAAAUAUGAACUCCACUGUGGAAGUGGUGAAUCAAAAUUAUCUCAAAAAGACCAUGUCACUCCCCCCUAAUGGUAGUUCUUCCGGACAGGCAUUUGGAGACAACCUUAAACAUGAAAGAGGAAAUGGUAGAUAUGGUUCUCAUCAUAGAAGGCCGUUUGUGACUGUAUCAGACAUAAGCCUUAGAACUCAGCCCUCUCAGUUGCCACCACCCUCUCGACCACCGCCCAUACUGGAUGGAAGCAGUGGAGAUUCUGGUAGAUUGUCCUCAAAUUCUAACACGAUUGCUUCUGAUGGGACGGCAGGUGAUAGUUCACCCCGGUUCUUUGAUGUCGAAGUGGAUGCAAGUUCAUCUGCUGCAAUCUCUGCAGCUGCUAUGAGAGAAGCAAUGGAGAAAGCUAAAGUACAACUGAAAAGUGCAAAAGUGUUAAUGCAGAGGAGGAAAGACGGAUUCCAAACCCGUACAACAUCGGGUUCAAAGAAAGAAAUGAAAGAGAAGGAAGGAAUGGUGGGUAAAAUUGUUGAUGACUGCAAUGGUGUGAAAGUUGAGGGAGUGCAGGGCACUUCUGUACGAGAAGAUGGUAGAAUGAAAUUUGUUGUUAAGAAGGAAAGGCGGAAAUCUUCAAAGACAACCAAAGAAGUUCCAGAAUUUUUAGAAGAUGAAGUAUUCAUAAAUGUGGCUAAACAUUUUGAACAAGAGAAGCAUGGGAAUGGGUCUUUCAAAAUUGAUGAUGCUAAUGAAUGGCAGGAAGAAACACAAUAUUUUGAAUUGGCGGCAAUUGAUGAGUCCAAGAAGGCUUUUGAGCUGGAAAACAAAGAGAAGAUUUUGGUUCAGAGCAGAAAAAGUCACGAGAACAGGCAUAAAGAAAAGGCAACCAUGGAAGCAUUAGAGCAGAAAGAAGAAAUCGAUAAGAAAGUAAGAGCAGUUAUUAAAGAGGAAACAGAGAAGCAACCUCGUGGAUGGGAGGAAUGCAAUGCAAGACCCAAAGCAUCUAAGGAGGCAUGCAGUCGAAAAGAGCAUGACAAAAAGGUGAAGGUGGCUGAAGAAAUUCAUGAGAACGGACAGCAUGAGAUGAGUUCUAGAAUGGGGACUCUACCUGCAGAACCUGAGAAGCAAAGAGAUGCUGAAAAAUCAGAAAAGCAUGACAUUGUGCUGGAGGUUCAAGAGCAGGCCAGGAAGAAGGUAAAUGAUAAAAGAAUUAGAAGUGACAAAAAACUCAAGGAAUCUCGUGGCAUGAAAAGUUUUGAACAGAGACAAGAAGAAGCUUUGAAGCAGGAAGAGAAUAAAAUAAGGCUUAAAGAGGCAUUUGAACAAGCAGAAAAUGAGAAGAUACUGAACAAGGUUCUUGAGCAGGAAGAAAAUGAGAUGAGGUUAAAGGAGGCUGCUCUUGAGCAGGUAGAAAAUGAGAUGAGGUUAAAGGAGGCUGCUCUUGAGCAGGUAGAAAAUGAGAAAAGGCUGAAAAAGGCUCUUGAGUUGCGAGAGACUGAGAAGAAACUAAAAGAGGCUGCUGAACUGGAAAAUAAGAAGAAACAGAAAGAGGCUACUCAAAUAGAAGAAUAUGAGAAGAGGAUAAAAGAAGCUCUCGAGAGGGAAGAAUAUGAGAAGAGACAACAAGAUGCCUGUAAAAGAAAGGAAGCUGAGCAAAGAAUAAAAAUGGCCCAUGCUUAUGAGCAGCAAUAUGACAUAAAUGGAUUAAUAAAGGCUCAGGACAAAGAAGGAACUGAGGGAAGAUUAAAUGAAACUUUUGGGCAAGUUAGAACUGAAAGCAUGUUAGAAGAGGCUAAUGAGUCGGAACAGACUGGGAAGACUGCUAAAGUUGCUGGUGACUGGGAAGAACUGAAUGUCCUAAACACAACAAAUGAGGGGACAGAGAGGAAUGAAAACGGUCAGACCUUGCACAUGAAACAGGAGGAUCUCAGGGUAUCUGAUGAUACAUGUAACCAGGAUUGUAAUCAGAACUCUCAAGCGACUCAAAUAUCCAAUAAGCAUGAUAAAAGCAGUGAAACAGUGGCAGCAACACAAGAAGUCCCUGCUCAUGAAGGAAAUGGAGAGAAAAGGACUGAACACAACAAUAGUGAUACACAGCCAGAAGUAGUACGAGUAAGCAUGUUGAUUGAUUUGGAACUUAAAGCAUCUGCCACAUCUGCAGACCAUUUAGAAAAUGGAGAGAACCGGUUCAGAAGGGAAGAUGCCAGUGAGUCUCUUCCAGUAGAUGAUAGUGUCAAGAAAGCAAGUGAAGAAAUUAGGGCUGAACCUAAAGCUAGCAAAAGGGAAUUGGGGGCAUUUGAAAUUGACAAUGUGCCGGUUGAUGAAAAGCUCAAAGAAUCUGGCAUGGCCCAGCAAAGCACACAAGAAGGAAAUAGCCAAGUUGCAGUGGAAGAUGCCUAUGAGUCGGUUCCUUUAGACAUUCACAUGAAGAAAGCCGGAGAACCUGGCAGUCACAUUGGACCACCACGGGUUGAGCAAUUUAAUCAAGUGGAUUUUGAUCAUGAAGCUAAAAAGGACUUAAAGGAAGUUGAAGCUGCCUCAAUCAGAGAAGAAAACAAGAAAGAAUACUCGACGCCUAAACUGGUGAAAGAGUUUGUUGAAAAUAAAAGGAAAACAGCAGCAGCUCAUCCCGCCAUGACAGAAUUAAACAGCCAGAAAUCAUCUGGACAAUUUAAUGCAGGUCAGCCCCCAGAGAGAAAAGAGAAGAGUCUUAAAGAGACCCCUAAAAAUGGGGAAAAAGAAAAUGAAAGAUUGAAAAGAGAAAGAGAGCUUGAAAAUGAGCGCCUUAGAAAGAUAGAGGAAGAAAGAGAAAGGGAGAGAGAAAGAGAAAAAGAUAGGAUGGCUGUUGAUAGAGCGACACUUGAAGCUCGUGAAUGGCCGUUUUUGGAUGCUCGUGAUAGGACAGAAUCAGCUGCUAUUGAGAGAGCAUCAGCUGAAGCUCGACAAAGAACAAUGGCAGAGGCUCGUGAAAGACUGGAGAAGGCAUGUGCAGAGGCCAGGGAGAAGUCAUUAGCAGGGAUGACAGCCAUGGAGGCCAGGCUCAAGGCAGAGCGUGCCGCAGUAGAGAGAGCAACUGCAGAGGCUCGAGAGCGUGCUGCAGAAAAAGCAAUGGCUGAAAGGGCUGUAUAUGAAGCAAGAGAGCGCGUGCAAAGAUCUGUUUCUGAUAAAUUCUAUACUUCGUCUACAAAUAUUGGCUUAAGGCACUGCUCUUCAUCGUCGGAUCUACCGGACAGCACUAGGGGAUCAAGAUAUCCAUAUUCCUCAGUAUAUGGUGAGAGAUAUGAGGGGGUGGAAGGUGAAUCAGCCCAAAGGUGUAAAGCUAGGCUAGAGAGGCAUGCUAGAACAGCUGAACGAGCGGCAAAAGCUCUUGCGGAGAAGAAUACGCGCGAUCUUCUUGCACAAAGAGAGCAAGCAGAGAGAAAUAGAUUAGCCGAGACUCUGGAUGCGGAAGUCAGGAGGUGGUCAAGUGGAAAAGAAGGCAACUUGCGUGCAUUGCUUUCAACUUUGCAAUAUAUCCUUGGUGCUGAUAGUGGUUGGCAGCCCGUUCCGUUGACAGAAGUCAUAACAGCUGCAGCAGUAAAGAGAGCUUACCGGAAAGCCACUCUAUGCGUUCAUCCUGACAAAUUACAACAACGGGGUGCAAGCAUUCAACAGAAGUACAUAUGCGAGAAAGUUUUCGAUCUUCUAAAGGAAGCUUGGAACAAAUUCAACUCCGAAGAGCGGUAGCGCCGGCUUUUGCGCAUGCAGCCCAUUAAUAUCAUGUAAUUUGAUUAUUUUUUAUUUUUAUUUUUUUUUUACCGCGAGUAAUUAUGUAUCCUUAGCUCACAAGAAUAGUUGUUGGGUAAAUUAUAAUUGAAUGAAAUAUGGUGGUUGAAUGUUCAAAUUUUGGAA